Molecule: messenger RNA, 417 nt
Organism: Kuraishia capsulata CBS 1993
Lineage: Eukaryota; Fungi; Ascomycota; Pichiomycetes; Pichiales; Pichiaceae
Exons: 1
Coding region: 1-417 (138 amino acids)
Biological process (GO): mitochondrial proton-transporting ATP synthase complex assembly
Cellular component (GO): mitochondrial matrix
Source: RefSeq, a predicted model, not a curated record
AUGUCAUCAUACAAAGCUUUGUUUAAGGAGCUCGUGAAAGAACUCGAGAUCAUCGCAGGAAACUCAAUGAAGGUGAGGAGAAAGGAUGCGGUGUCGAACCAGGGUAAAAUCAUCCAGUACCUUGAGAACAGCUCGGGUGCCAAGUUGUCUGCUGAGAAGUUGAAAACUAUCCAAGCUGAGGUUGAGAAACAGUCGAUUCAGCCACGUGCGGAUCCAGAACUCUUGAAAAGACUCGUCAAGGAGGAGGCUGUUGCCAAUGAGAGAGAUGUUCGUCAUCUGAGCAACGUGGUUGCCUUUCUGUCCAGUCAAAGAGUAUACUGCGAUUUACUGGAGAGAUAUAAUCCAGGAAUCAGCAUGAAACAGGAGGACAAGGUGAGAAAGACUGCUAGACGUGUGGGUUUGGAUGUGCCGGAAUGA